GUCUUCGCAAUUCAAUUCCCCUUUCCGCCGAAAACAGGAAAAAUCCAAAACCAAUUCAAUCGCUUGAGCUGAAAAUUUUCCUGAAUUUUUCAAUUUAUUUAUUUUUUUCCAGUUGAAUUUCCAGCUCGAUCGGUUUCCUAUUUAUAGAAAAGAAAAGGGAGAUUUUGUAAAUUGGAAGGGAAAGCUGUUGGUGUCAAUCGGUUUGCCGACUGGUAGAUUGGCCGAUUCGAGGGAAGGGGGGGAAAAUUAGGUAUUGGCUUUAGAUGGCGAUAUUGUAUGCGCUGGUGGCUCGGGGAUCGGUGGUGCUGGCGGAGUUCAGUGCGGCAGCCACCAACGCUAGCGCGAUCGCUAGGCAGAUACUGGAGAAGAUACCGGGAAACAACGACAGUAAUGUUUCUUAUUCUCAAGAUCGAUAUAUCUUCCAUGUGAAGCGCACCGAUGGCCUCACCGUUCUCUGUAUGGCUGAUGACACCGCCGGAAGGAGAAUUCCUUUUGCAUUUCUUGAAGAUAUUCAUCAGCGAUUUGUGAGAACCUAUGGUCGUGCAGUCUUCUCAGCUGUUCCUUAUGGCAUGAAUGAUGAAUUUUCAAGAGUUCUGAGCCAGCAAAUGGAAUAUUACUCAAGUGACCCAAAUGCAGAUAGGAUAAAUCGACUAAAAGGUGAAAUGAGUCAGGUGCGUAAUGUCAUGAUAGAGAAUAUUGACAAAGUUUUAGAGAGAGGUGAUCGUUUAGAAUUGCUGGUUGAUAAAACUGCCAACAUGCAAGGAAAUACAUUUCGCUUCAGAAAGCAAGCACGUCGUUUCAGAAAUACAGUAUGGUGGAGAAAUGUCAAGCUCACGUAUGUUCUAUUUACUUCACUUUUUAUGUGAUUGUUUGCAUUGGAAUAAUCUUCAAAAUGCUGUUACUUUGAAUGCAUGGAACCAUCAAUAGUAAUAUAGCAUAUGCGAGUUGUAGUGUUGUACUAUUAAAUGACAAAGGUUUUCUUAUCAUUCCCAAAAUAAGGAGUAAAAUUUAUUUUUCCUACCAACAUUAGGGUCGAUUUCUGUAGAAAGUGGAAAUUCAUCUAAAUUGAAUGAGGGAUGAUGGAGAGAUAGGGGGAAAGAAGAAUAAAUGAUUGGAAGAACAAUUCUUCCCAUGCCCUGCCUAGUAAAAAAGCUCAGUUAGAUGGUUGGCUUAAACUGUAAGUGGAUGGAUUUCUUGCCAACUGACUUGCUUUUCACAUUUCAGGGUGGGGCUGAUCCUCCUCCUCCUUGUGAUUGCUUAUGUUGUGCUGGCUUUUGUCUGCCAUGGGAUUACACUACCGAAGUGCAUAAAAUGAGGUCUAUUGUUCAAAUGAGAUCUAAAGGCCCAGCCACUUCACAGAUUUCUCCCUUAUUUUCAUUUUCCUUUUUCUUUUCUUUUCUUUUCUUUUUUGGUCCUUUCUAGCUACAUGUGUUUUUUUUUUUGUUUCAAUUCCUCUGCUGUGAGUUGCACCAAAGUUUUUAUUUAUUCAAUUUGAAGUUUGUUCCGCUCUUAGCGUAUUCUACAGGUUUUGCCUGCAAAAGAAAAUACUAGAACUGUGUGAGUUAGUAUGCUUGUGUAACCAUUGUUCUUGUCUGAAUGUUGAAACUGGUUCAUGUGCUUGCUAAAAUCUCUAACUGAUUUCUUGAUUUACCAU
Messenger RNA from Rubroshorea leprosula, 1654 nucleotides. The record is from the annotation of a GenBank genome assembly. Lineage: Eukaryota; Viridiplantae; Streptophyta; Magnoliopsida; Malvales; Dipterocarpaceae.